UCUUAUUCAGCGGCACCAUGGCUAUGCAAGCGGCCAAACGCGCCAAUAUACGCUUACCACCAGAAGUAAACAGAAUUUUAUACAUUCGAAACUUGCCCUAUAAAAUUACUGGGGAGGAAAUGUACGAUAUAUUUGGCAAAUAUGGACCCAUUCGACAGAUCAGGGUUGGGAACACGCCAGAAACCAGGGGCACGGCGUAUGUGGUCUACGAAGACAUAUUUGAUGCCAAGAACGCCUGUGAUCAUCUCUCCGGUUUCAACGUCUGUAACAGAUACCUGGUUGUGUUGUAUUACAACGCCAACAGGGCGUUCCAGAAGAUGGACACAAAGAAGAAAGAGGAGCAGCUGAAACUUCUCAAGGAGAAAUAUGGAAUCAACACAGAUCCCCCCAAAUAAGACUUCCUUCUGUUUUGUUUUUUUUUUCAAUUUUUUUAGACAUUGUUUUUGUUCAUUUUUUGCAAGCUUUAUAAAUGUUUUUGAAUGACUGAUUAUGGACUUCUGUCAUGUGACCUAGUCAAUAUUUCCCAGGAUGCCUGAGUACCGCUACCCCUCCGAAGCAUUGCUUAGUAAAGGAGUUCCAGUGGAAUGUAAUAGAUCAUGUGACCAAUUAUUUCAUGGGAAUAUCCUAUAGUACAAUAUCAUAUAGCUGUCCAUGAAGCUCCUGGUGUGAGCAUUCAUUCCUGAUGGGCUGCAUGCAUUGUACAUGGGGCAUAUGAAUGCAAUGGGCAGAGAAACUGCAGCAUUGCAUUGAGUCGAAUUUCUCUCUCUUCAGAGUUAGUGGAACGUCCAGUUUAAAUAUCCAGAUUUUUAUACUCCGUGACCAUUUAAAGGCCCGCUUCCUGGGAAAAGUAUUUUUUGUAAGUUAAUCAUUAAAACAGACAAGAUUUA
This is a messenger RNA of Xenopus tropicalis (tropical clawed frog), 887 nucleotides long. RefSeq names its product splicing factor 3b subunit 6 (gene sf3b6). Gene Ontology annotation, biological process: mRNA splicing, via spliceosome. Gene Ontology annotation, cellular component: nucleus. Lineage: Eukaryota; Metazoa; Chordata; Amphibia; Anura; Pipidae. The record is from RefSeq and is marked provisional. Gene Ontology annotation, molecular function: RNA binding; nucleic acid binding.